Messenger RNA from Glycine soja, 1505 nucleotides. RefSeq names its product transcription factor bHLH146-like. Lineage: Eukaryota; Viridiplantae; Streptophyta; Magnoliopsida; Fabales; Fabaceae. The record is from RefSeq and is a predicted model, not a curated record. The coding region runs from base 743 to 1372 and encodes 209 amino acids. Gene Ontology annotation, biological process: regulation of DNA-templated transcription. The transcript has a single exon.
AAAUGAGGGGAAAACGGGUUUUGUAGGGGAGACCCUGGCUGGAGGAGCAAAGGGAAAAGAGUACCAGUUAAAGAGGUGGAGUCAUGUGACGGCAUUUAUAGUGGGGUUUUCGUGUCUUUGUUUUCUAGUGCACAUGGAGAGACUCCGUUCUGUGCAAAGCAAGAAACAUGUGAGUCCAUGUGCCAUUCUAAAUAAGUAGACCACUCCCAACAUUUUGCACACAAAUCCUUCACUCUCUCGCUUUCUUUCAUUCCUCUUGUUCAUUUCUGUGCUAGCUAGCUACCUUGCUUCUCCCUUUAUUCUUGCUUCCUCUAGUAAUCAUAAUUCAAUUUCCUUAAUAUCACUCCAAUUAUUUAUUUUGUAGCCUUUCCCCAUAUAUCAAGUUACCGAUCCAAUAGCUAGCUUCAUCAACUUGUUUCAAUUGUUCAUUUUACCUUCAUUCAGCUCUAGCACAUAUAUAUAGCUGACAAGAAAGCAGCUUUCUUUUGUAUCUCUGGUUUACUUUCACCAUAUGUCCUAUUAUUAUUUCUUUAAUUUUCUUGUCUUUGCCCCUUUGUCCUUCAACUUCUUCCACUAACACCAACCAUCUUUCUUGUUCAUCCUCUUCUCUCUAAUCUCUUUUGCUAGUUACAUUUUCUUCUUUCUUUAGAGAACAAAAAAGGUUUUUCAAUUCUGAUUUUGUCGCCCUCAAUUCUCUCUCUCUCGGUUGCAGCAUUGUUGUCCAAAUUCAUUCCUUGAUCAAAUGGAAGGGCAAGUAGCUAAACGCAGACGUGUAUACUCCGUGGAACCGAACCAAAUAGUGCAAUCUAUAUUUACUAGGAAUUAUUUGAAUCAUUUGGUUCCAGCGUUGGUGAAGAUAAAGGAAAAGAGUUCUGUGGAAGAAGAUAGAAGGCAUUGUGAUGAUAUUAACAAUGCUGUCAAGUAUGAAGUGGACAUGGCAAUGGUGUUGUCAGCACAAGGAUUUGCAUGGAGUAACGGCCUUAAAGAUAAGCUUCAAAGCGAUGACGUUCAUGUCAAUGCAGCUAAAAGCACUAGCUUUCUUGAAAAUGAUGAGGCUGGUGAAGGUUCAUCAUCAAAGAAUGCUUAUGACAAAAAUGAAGUUGUACUCCCAAUGGAAUAUUUCUCUUCAAACCCUAGCUCAAAGUCUAAGUGCAAGGACAUGUCAGAAAUGAAAAGGGAUUUAGCCAGAGAAGAUGAUGAUAAGGAGGAUGAGGACAUCAGCAACCAGUGGAAGAAGCUGAGAAGGUUGAUACCCGGAGGAGAAGAGAUGUGUGAUGAUGAACAAAUGGUUUCAGAGCUAGAGAGUUACAUAAGCUGUUUGCAAAUGCAGGUGAACGCUCUUCAGUUUCUGUGCCACACACGCGUUAGUUAAUUUCUAUGUCUUGCAUUUCCACAAUUAAUUGAGCCAUAAACUAUGUUAAAUUCAAGAUAAAUUAGUUAUUGAAGAAGCUAUAUGGUAUAUUCAUUUUUCUGCUCUUGUUUUUUGAAUGUGGUACGGUUUUUCA